Monascus purpureus is the source of this 1597-nucleotide messenger RNA. Lineage: Eukaryota; Fungi; Ascomycota; Eurotiomycetes; Eurotiales; Aspergillaceae. The record is from the annotation of a GenBank genome assembly.
AUGAGUUCUGACAGUCAGGGCCAGCUUGUUGACGGUCCCAACGUUGGAAGACGCCGCCAGGCGUUUUCUCUGUCUCUUGCCCUUCGUUCGCAUCGAAGAAAGAGAAACAGUAUUAUGAGACCCCCGGCUCCUUCGCCUACCUGUGCUGAGAAGGCUCAUUAUCCAAUCUUCAACCCACGAGAUCCCAGACACAAUCCGAUAGCAGCGAAUUCUUGCCUUGUGAGAAGCAAUCAUGCGUCAGAGACCCGCGGCUCGGUCCGUUGGAUGCAAAGUCUCCCAAGAAGGUCUCUUCGAAAGGCAAGGUCGGGGCUCUUUGCGCUCACGGCUGGCAUACAAAGGCGUGCAAGCAGCCGUAAGAGGGAUCUCGCCGAGACUUGGAUUACGUCUGAUCCUAAAGCCUUGCCCAAUGAUGGCAAACAGGUGCCAUUCUCAACAUCGACAGCAUCCGUAGCUAGUACAGCAGUGGACGCUGAGUUCGGAGUCGGUCUUUAUCGUAUUAAAUGCAACUGCUCUACGCUACGCUUGAACACUCAUGAAUAUAUGCUAACAAUUUCUUCUUCGUCGUCCCUCACGCUCCUUAGCCCCUUCACAAUUCCCGAGGGGAAUCCCGAGACCCCUAAAUACAGUGGCUCGAGGUUGGAAGAGACAUCAGGACUCCAAGUCAGGAUAUCACCCAAUAGUCGAGUAAUCGGAUGGCAUGAUGAACACAAUGAACCGACUCAAAGAAGUGAGGUCUCAGCACGCAACGCUUCAGAAUCGACACUAGGCGAUUCUCUGAAGGAGAAUGUUCCCCAAAUUACCGACUUCAAAUUGAACACAGAACCCCUUUGUCUUUUUGAUCGACCGAGUUCGGACAGUAGCUUAGCUAUGCUACUUGGUUCUGAUGAAGAUGGAGAUGGCCAGUUUCUGGAGAGUUCUUCUCUCUCCACCGAGAAUACCGCCGAGACCUUCGCAGUGUCUGCGGACCUUAACAAACCGAAUGAGUUAUUUGACGGGCAGUCAGAAAUGGCUGGCGUUCAUGUUAACAUGACUGCGGUAAGCAUAGCGGAGAAUCUAACUGCGACCACGAGACCUUACGGGGAAAAUACAACGGAGCAAUUACCAACGAUGCCUGGCUAUUUUGACGAUGGACAUUAUCAGGCAUCUGAGCGUUCUCCGCCGAGAUUGGAGAUUACUGACUUGUCUUCGGACCCUUCCACGCGUUUGAAUUAUCGGAGCGAUGAGGGCAGUUCGACGGAACGCACGUCAUUCUCAGUCGGUCAAUGGUCACCUGUUGACAAUGAAGAUUGGAUUCCUCUGUCUUUUAGAAACGAAUACUUUUCUGUUGAUGGCAAAACCUAUGAUUUUCGCCCCGAUAGAGGCAACAACGCGACAAAAGCAGAGAAGAGCAUUAGCGGAGAUGGCAGCAUCCACAAUGGUCCUGGCCUCGAUCGUGAUUUCUCUCUCAGAAACCGCCCAAUUCCUGAAGUCAUCGGCCCCCGAACGCCCUACCAAAGGCAGGUUUCGCAGCCCCGGCUAGAAAGGGUUGGCAGUGACUCGACGGAAGAAUACAUCCCCACGUAUCCCACGUUGUCGCCAAGGGGCUUCCACCCUUGAG